Candidozyma duobushaemuli is the source of this 1719-nucleotide messenger RNA. It is a transcript of the gene ILV1, whose product is annotated as threonine ammonia-lyase. The record is from RefSeq and is a predicted model, not a curated record. Bases 1 to 1719 code for a protein of 572 amino acids. Gene Ontology annotation, biological process: L-threonine catabolic process. NCBI's taxonomy places the organism in Eukaryota, Fungi, Ascomycota, Pichiomycetes, Serinales, Metschnikowiaceae. The transcript has a single exon. Gene Ontology annotation, molecular function: threonine deaminase activity; pyridoxal phosphate binding.
AUGCUUCAGCACGCCCGUCUCUCGGCGUCUUUUCUAAGAAGCGGGGCAUUAUCACUUCGCUCGUGUACUUUAAGAAAUACAUUUACAACCUCCGCAUCUGCGGCCCAAUCCAAAUAUCCAGAACUCAAAGAUGUCGAGUUCGAUGCGGAGGGUAAUCCAGAUUACACCAAAUUGAUCUUGACAUCCAGAGUAUAUGAUGUUGUCGACAAGGGUGGCUCUCCUUUGACUCACGCUGUCAACUUAUCACACCGCUGCAACGCAAAUGUCCAUCUUAAGCGUGAAGACCUUUUACCCGUGUUCUCCUUCAAGUUGCGUGGUGCCUAUAAUAUGAUAGCUAAAUUGCAUUCCAAUCCAAAAAUUCCACUUAAUGGUGUCAUUGCAUGCUCUGCUGGAAAUCAUGCUCAAGGUGUGGCCUACUCUGCAGCCAAGCUCAACAUCCCAUCCACCAUUGUCAUGCCUACCGCUACCCCUUCCAUCAAGUAUUCCAAUGUCUCGAGACUUGGCUCUCAAGUCGUUUUGUACGGUGAGGAUUUCGACUCUGCCAAACAAGAGUGUGCUAGAUUGAGUGAGCUUGACAACUUGACCAAUAUCCCUCCCUUCAACCAUCCUUACGUCAUUGCAGGUCAGGGUACUGUCGGAUUGGAAUUGACAACCCAGCUUAUCUUGGAUGAUUUGGAUGCUGUUUUCAUUCCUGUUGGCGGUGGUGGUUUGAUCGCCGGUGUUGCCGCUUAUUUGAAGACUGUCGCUCCUCACGUCAAAAUUAUCGGAGUUGAGACAUUCGAUGCCGACGCUUUGUACCAGUCGUUGAAGAACAAGAGACUGGUGGAACUUGACUCCGUUGGAGUGUUCGCCGAUGGUACCGCAGUUAAGAUUCUUGGUGACGAGACUUGGAGAAUUUGUCAGGAAUACGUUGAUGAGGUUGUCCGUGUUGAUACUGACGAGCUUUGUGCGGCAAUCAAAGACGUUUUUGAAGACACUAGGUCCAUUGUUGAGCCAUCGGGUGCCCUUGGUGUUGCUGGUAUGAAGAGGUACAUCACAGACACUGCUGGUAAAGUUGACCACAAGAAGAAGACUUACGUGCCUAUCCUCUCGGGUGCUAACAUGAACUUUGACAGAUUGCGUUUCGUGAGCGAAAGAGCUGUUCUUGGUGAAGGAAGGGAGGUCUCUUUCGUCGUCUCGAUCCCAGACAGACCAGGUGAGUUCGUCAAGCUUCAGAAACUCAUCCAUCCAAGAUCCGUCACAGAAUUCUCCUACAGACUCGUGAAUGCUGACCAUCCUGCCAACAUCUACGUCAGUUUCAACGUUCUUAACAAGGCUAAGGAGGUGCCUGCUAUCAUCGAAGCCAUGACAAAUAAAGAGCACAACUUCACUGUCCUUGAUAUCUCCAACAACGAAUUGGCCAAGACCCACGGCCGUUACCUUGUCGGUGGAAAGCCAACUGAUCACACCCUCAAGCCCGGACAAGAAAAGUUGUAUCAAUUCGAGUUUCCCGAAAGGCCUGGUGCUUUGACAAGAUUCUUGGAAGCGUUGAAGGAUAAUUGGAACAUCACUUUGUUCCACUACAGAAACCACGGCAAUGAUGUGGGCAAGGUUUUGUGUGGUUUCGUUCUUCCAGAGACAGCCACAGAGGAGGAGUUCCAUGAAUUUUUGAAGCAAAUUGGCUACAAAUAUCAGGACGAGACAGACAACAUCAUUUACAAGAAAUUUUUAUGUAACUAA